Messenger RNA from Parathielavia appendiculata, 3759 nucleotides. Its product is annotated as SPO22-domain-containing protein. Gene Ontology annotation, cellular component: nucleus. The transcript is spliced from 14 exons. Gene Ontology annotation, biological process: meiotic cell cycle; regulation of DNA-templated transcription. Gene Ontology annotation, molecular function: DNA-binding transcription factor activity, RNA polymerase II-specific; zinc ion binding; RNA polymerase II transcription regulatory region sequence-specific DNA binding. The record is from RefSeq and is a predicted model, not a curated record. NCBI's taxonomy places the organism in Eukaryota, Fungi, Ascomycota, Sordariomycetes, Sordariales, Chaetomiaceae. The coding region runs from base 1 to 3759 and encodes 1252 amino acids.
AUGACGGCAAUCGAAGCCAUGGAGAGGACGACUGGUAGCGAGGGUAUGGCAGAUAGGUCCGUGAGCGAGGCUAAGGCCCGCGAUCAGCGUUCGAAUGCCGCAGACGAUGCCCACAAGACCCCCAAGAAGCGGCGCAAGGUGAACCAUGCCUGUCUCUACUGCCGUCGAUCUCACAUGACUUGCGAUCUCGAGAGGCCAUGUACGAGAUGCAUCAAGCGGAACAUCGGGCAUCUGUGCCAUGAUGAACCUCGUGAGCACGAGUCCAGAAAGUCCAAGAGUCUCGCCCCGUCCACUGUGCAGGGGACGGGUUCCCAGCCAGACUCAGGACCCAGCACUGUCGACCAGAAUGCCGGCGCCAUGAGACACCCAUUGUAUGACCCGGCCAUGGGCAACGGACCGGGACAAGCGGCGAAGGCGGCAUUUGAUGCCACCGCGCUUGCAAGCCGGAGAAGUAAUCCUCUCCAGCUCGUGCAACCCACGCUGGUGUCCGGCAUAGCGGCCAACACCCUGAGCAGCAUGAGUCAAUUUGCCGGUCUCUCGGACGCAUGGCUGGCUUCACAAAACCACUACCACGACAUGCACAACUUCCAUUCAAACUAUGUGAUUGCGCCGGAGGUGACCAAUGAGUUCAACCUCUUGAAUGACUUUUUGCAGACCAGCCUGCUCGAUGACAGCGCGCUCUUGAGCGAUGACCUGAACCAGAAUGACUCCGCCUUGGGGCUUCCCAGCAGCAGCAGUAACGCCAUGCUACCGCCGAGCGCCGUCCAAAGGAGCUCCAUGCUUGCGCCUAACGCUGAACAGCAGGGAAAGGCCAUCUCGAGGCCGGCCAGCGUCAUACCGGCCGACAAGACUCGCGCAUACUACCUCCAGGCGGCGGAUCCAACGGGCAACGCCGCGCCAGAAGAGCGCAUGCGCCAAGUUCUGCAGGCCAAGUACGAGGCCGGUCUGCUGAAGCCCUUCAACUACGUCAAGGGAUACACCCGCCUCCAGAACUACCUCGACACGCACGUUGCCGCAUCGUCCAAGCAGAAAAUCCUCCGGCAGCUCGACCGAUUCAGGCCAAAGUUCCGCGAGAAGAUGAAGGACCUGACCGACAUGGAUCUCGUUCUGGUCGAGAUGUGGUUUGAGAGAACGCUCAUGGAUUACGACCGCGUAUUUGCGAGUAUGGCCGUCCCCGCAUGUUGCUGGAGGCGGACGGGAGAAAUUUUCAGGGGGAAUAAAGAGAUGGCCGAGCUCAUCAAGGUGCCGGUCGAAGAUCUACGAGGCGGCAAAAUUGCACUGCACGAGAUACUAACAGAAGAGUCAAACGUGCGGUACUGGGAGGAGUUUGGGACAAUCGCAUUCGAUCCGGCCCACGACACGCUCCUCACAGCAUGCUCGCUCAAGAGCCCUGUUGAUGGGGUGGAUCAUGUCGUCAACUGCUGUUUCUCGUUUCGCAUUCGCACAGACGAUCACAAGGUGCCCCCCUCACACAACGACCGGACUAAACAGACGUGGCUAAUUUACGCGGUACAAUCACCUCGGAGUCAAAUAACAGAAUUCGCCGCCCGCCUGAGAAAUCUCCUCUCCCUGUCCCCCACUACCAUCACCGAUAACACAAUACACCUCACAGAAGACGACUCGAUCCCCGCCGACAUCACCAAGCACGUGGAGCACCUGCACGCCUGCCAGCAGACGUAUGUCCCCGGGGUGAGCGGCGACCCGGAGAUUGACGGGCUUGCGACGGGGUUGUGGAAUGUUUGUACGCGGCUGGGGAGGGAGUGGAAGGCCAGAAAACAGGAGGAGCAGCAAGAGCAGAAUCACCGGAGAGGAGGACUAGAUGGAGGUGCAGACGGCAUGGGGACGGUGAGCUCGGAAAGGCUGGGGAGGGUGUUCCGUUCCGGGAGGGUUCUCGCCUUCCUCUUGUUGGGGAUAGCGAGGCCGAGGGAGAAUGGGAGGGUUGCGGUCGUGCUGAGAUUGAUGAGGUUGGGGUUGAAAAUUCUCAGGGAUUGCGUUGCCAAGUUGGCUGGUAUGGUGGGCCAGACGGUGGCUGACUACAAGGAGUGGCUGAAGACUCUCGCCAAUGACCUUCCUAAGGAGGAGGCACGGGAAUGUCAAUGCCUCGAGGUGGAGUAUUUCAUCAUGAGGACAGCAAUGUGUUGGGUGGAGAACAGGCUCGAUGUCGCCGAGCACAUGUACACCAAAGCCGAGCCCCUCCGCCAGUUUCUUACGCCUGAGUACGCUGAGCGACUGGCCGAUGUCCUGUACGAAAUCGGCAAGUCACUGUCAACACGAAACGACUUUACGGUUGCAAUCAAGUGGUUUGAGAGGGCGAACGACGUCAUCAACGGCCAGUGGCUGGAGCAGCUGUCUCGCGAAGGUCUAGAGUUGCGGCUUGCGAUCUUACAAGCGCUGGUUUCUGCGCUUCUGGGUACCGGCACUCCUGACGGGCUCAAGAAAGCCAAGAAUUACAUCGACUUUCUUGAGACAGAAGCAGGCAACAAGUCCGUUGUGUCGCUGCUCAAGCUUGAACUGCUCCAGAAGACGCCAGCUGAAGUCUUUGACAGCGAGGCAUACAGCGGUGUCUUGCGGUACAUGAUACGAAACUUUGCCUCCUCCGACUCUGGAUUCAAGCUCAUCAUGCACCACAUCCGGAAACUGCACGACAAAAGUCCGGGUGCAGCGUGCGCUGUACUAGACGACUUCAUCGUCGCCCUGGGCCGUGCAGAGAACUACAGUUGGUUGGAGAAAGCGGUUGUGGCUCGUAUGUGGAUGAUCACAAACCAGCGGGACUCGAUCGAGACGAUAAACGCUGCGCAGACGGUCCUUGGGUAUCUUGCGAAGCCACUAAGUGCAGAAGCGGCUGUAGCAGCACAAGUAUUGCUCUGGAAGAAGCUGGAAUUGAACUAUGGUCAAGGACAGUAUGACCUGGCCGAGAGUUGGUGCCAGCUAGCACUGCACAAAGUCUUCCACAACUGCGGCGCCGGCAAUUCCUCGAAGUUGGAGAGCUUGGACGCUGCCGCCUCCGUCAUCAGCAAGAUGUCACCGCAGAGCUGGAAAGAGCCCAUGACGGCCUAUCUAGCGUUCAAGGUUGCCAUCCGACUUGAAGACCACGAGAUGGCCGAGAAAUGCCUUGAAACAGUCGGUCAGGCGCCAGAUCAUGUCGACUAUCUCGGCGCCUGUAUCGCAGAGUCUCAGAAGGCCGGCGAUAUCAUAUGUGCGAUCUCAGCCCUAAAGAAACUGCAGGAGAAGUACGAGUACGCGGAGCCGAAUACCAUACACCUCCCAGCUCUUUUUCGAUGUACGAUCCGGUUGUUAAACUUGCUAGCGGAACGGCCAGGGGCAGACACGGACAGUAUUGCCAUUGAUCUUUGUGCCGAGUUUGAAGCCGUCCUGUACUCGACCAUGCGGAAAAUAGUCAACGAGAUCUGGGUGCUUGAGAGCUUUGACGCGGUCAAGUUGGCCAAAUACACGCGCUGUCUGUUUCAGGCCACGCUCCCCCUGGACGACAGAUUGGCGAUAAGGUUGUUGGACGAGGCGUGUAGCAAGGCGAGAGAAUUGCGAGAGAGCGAGGCCACCUGGCCCGAGGAAGAACUGGAAUGGAUGGCGACCACGUCCUUCAACCACGCCAUUGACUGCUACAGCGCCCAUAAGAUUGAGCGGGCCAAGGAGUGGGCGACCAAGGCGAUCAAUCUGGCGCAUUAUUGCCACAAUGGGAGGCUGGAGGAUAUCUUGCAGAGUAAAUACCUGCGAUUGAGUUUUGACGGCGGUUCAGCAUAA